Messenger RNA from Linderina pennispora, 1545 nucleotides. RefSeq lists its product as uncharacterized. The coding region runs from base 1 to 1545 and encodes 514 amino acids. Gene Ontology annotation, molecular function: amino acid transmembrane transporter activity. The record is from RefSeq and is a predicted model, not a curated record. Gene Ontology annotation, cellular component: membrane. The transcript has 4 exons. Gene Ontology annotation, biological process: amino acid transmembrane transport. Lineage: Eukaryota; Fungi; Kickxellomycota; Kickxellomycetes; Kickxellales; Kickxellaceae.
AUGGACCAGUACCACGAAAAGAGCUACAUAGACGAGUCCGCGCCCCGCCUGUACCCGACAGAAGGGUCUGACGAGUACAUCGCCAAGGAGGGCAUCCAGGUCGAGGAUGCGGCCGUCGACAGCCACAACCGCAAGCUGAAGCGCUCCCUGAAGAGCCGUCACAUGGGAAUGAUUGCUAUCGGUGGCACAAUUGGAACCGGCCUGUUCCUCGGAAGCGGAACAACACUGGCCGUAGCUGGACCGGCAGGCUCGCUCAUCGCCUAUAUUUUGAUCGGCACCAUGGUAUACUUUGUGUGCACAUCGCUGGGUGAAGUCUCGACGUUCAUUCCAGUCUCUGAUCCUUUCAACCACUUCGCCACCCGCUUUCUAGAUCCGGCGCUCGGCUUUGCCUUUGGCUGGAACUACUGGCUGUCGUGGAUGCUCACGGUCGGCUCGGAACUCGUCGCAUGUGGUCUCAUCGUCAAGUUCUGGCUGCCGAAUCUGAACGGUAUCGUCUGGAGUCUCGUUGCUAUGGUCAUCAUGUUCGCCAUCAACGCCAUCUCGGUCAGGGGGUACGGUGAGGCCGAGUACUAUUUCGCUAUGAUCAAGGUGCUUGCUGUUGUCAUCGUCAUCAUUGUCGGAAUCCUGACCAUCACGGGCCGCCGUUCCAACGACCACAUUGUCGGCAUCCUGAAGGCCUGCAUUACCGCUGCCUUCUCGUUCCAGGGAACUGAGAUCGUCGGUGUCACUGUUGGUGAGUCAGCCAACCCGCGCCGUGAUGUGCCGCGCGCAAUCCGCUCCGUGUUCUGGCGUAUUCUUCUGUUUUAUAUCCUGGCUAUCAUGUCAGGCGGUGUUGAGGAUAUUGCCAUUUCGCCGUUUACUCUGGUGUUCGAUCUUGCCGGUGCAAAGUGGGCUGCCCACGUCAUGAAUGCAGUUGUGCUGAUCACCGUUCUAUCCGCUGGCAAUUCGGGACUUUACGCCUGCACGCGUGUCCUGUGGAAUAUGGCCAAGGAGGGCAAGGCACCACGUAUCUUCUGCCGAGUUACCAAGGGUGGUGUUCCGAUCUGGGCCCUGAUCUUCACCACAUUCUGGUCGUGCGAAGUCUAUGUCUUCCUUGUCAACAUCAGCGGUGUCACUGGUUUCCUCUUCUGGCUGGGUCUGUCCCUGUCCCACUGGCGCUUCCGCAUGGCGUAUGUGCGCCAGGGCUUCGAUAUCAAGGAUCUGCCGUAUCGUGCCGCAUUCUAUCCGUUCGGCCCCAUCUACGCAUGCUGCCUGCUGGCUGUCAUCAUUGUUGGCCAGGGCUAUGGCACAUUUACGCCCAAGUUCGAUGCCCUGAGCUUCUUCUCAACCUACAUUGCGCUGCCGCUAUUUGUCAUUAUGUGGCUCGGCUGGAAGUUCUUCAAGAAGACCAAGGUUGUCCGGCUUGACGAAGCUGAUGUUUCGAGCGGCACGCUGCUUGAGAUGGAGCGCAGCGGCGAGAUCGAGAUCUUCCCCUACACGCCUGGAAUCACCGACAGAAUAGUCAACUUUGUCCUGCGCCGCAACCCGCGUGAGCAGCAAAGCUGA